AUGUCGGAGAGCUAUGAUGUGGGCACUCGAGCAUGGCAGCCCGACGCAACCGAGGGCUGGGUUGCUUCCAAGGUCAUAAAGAAGUCGAUAGCUGGGUCAAAAGUUAACAUUAUCUUCGAGCUCGAAAAUGGCGAGAUCAAGACCGUCGAGGUUUCCGCCGGGGGCCUCCAGUCGGGCAGCGACCCGGCACUUCCCCCGCUGAUGAACCCGACAAUGCUCGAAGCUAGCGACGACUUGACAAAUCUAUCCCACUUGAACGAGCCAGCUGUCUUGCAGGCAAUUCGUCUCCGAUAUGCCCAGAAGGAGAUAUACACUUACUCGGGCAUCGUGCUAAUAGCAACAAACCCCUUCGCUCGCGUGGAUUCUCUCUACGUCCCCGGCAUGGUGCAGGUAUAUGCCGGGAAGCAGAGAGCAACGCAAGCGCCUCAUCUGUUUGCUAUAGCUGAGGAGGCUUUUAUGGAUAUGCUGCGAGACAACAAGAACCAGACCAUCGUCGUCUCGGGUGAAUCGGGCGCCGGCAAGACUGUCAGUGCCAAAUACAUCAUGAGAUACUUCGCGACCAGAGAAUCGCCAGACAGCCCCGGGUCAAGGUCAAAAAGGGGCCCGGAAGCCAUGAGCAAGACCGAGGAGGCGAUCCUGGCGACGAACCCCAUCAUGGAGGCAUUCGGAAACGCGAAGACGACGAGAAACGACAACUCGUCGCGUUUCGGCAAGUACAUCGAGAUUAUGUUUGACAAGAGCACCAACAUCAUCGGCGCCAAGAUCAGGACGUAUCUGCUGGAGCGGUCGAGGUUGGUUUUCCAGCCGUUGAAAGAGAGGAAUUACCACAUCUUUUACCAACUGGUCGCCGGUGUGUCCGACAAGGAGCGCCAGGAGUGGAAUCUCAUGCGGGUCGAGCAGUUUGAAUAUCUAAACCAAGGGAACAUGCCGACUAUCGAUGGUGUAGACGACAAGGCCGAGUUCAAUGCGACCAGACAGUCGCUGAAGACGAUUGGUGUGACCGAUGCUCAACAAACCGACACGUUCAAGCUGCUUGCUGGCUUGCUACACCUGGGCAACGUCAAAAUUGGUGUCUCCCGGACUGACAGCGUUCUCUCGCCAACCGAGCCCUCACUAGUGAAGGCUUGCGCGAUCCUGGGCAUUGAUGCCACGGAGUUUUCUAAGUGGAUUGUGAAGAAGCAGCUCAUCACUCGCGGGGAGAAGAUCACGUCGAAUUUGACCCAGGCGCAGGCCAUCGUCGUCCGAGACUCUGUCGCCAAGUUCAUUUACUCGAGUCUUUUCGACUGGCUUGUCGAGAUCAUCAACAAGAGUCUUGCGACAGACGAAGUGCUCAACAGAGUCAGCUCCUUCAUCGGUGUCCUCGAUAUUUACGGAUUUGAGCAUUUCGCCAAGAACUCGUUCGAGCAGUUUUGCAUCAACUACGCCAAUGAGAAGCUGCAGCAGGAGUUCAACCAGCACGUUUUCAAACUCGAGCAGGAGGAAUAUCUCAGGGAGGAGAUCGACUGGACCUUUAUCGACUUUGCCGAUAACCAGCCAUGUAUCGACCUGAUCGAGGGAAAGCUGGGCAUCCUCUCGCUUUUGGACGAAGAGUCGAGGCUCCCUAUGGGUUCCGACGAACAGUUUGUGACCAAACUACACCACAACUAUGCCGCCGACAAGAACAAGUUCUACAAGAAGCCGAGAUUUGGCAAGUCUGCAUUCACCGUGUGCCACUAUGCGAUCGACGUCACGUAUGAGUCGGACGGUUUCAUAGAAAAGAACCGUGACACGGUUCCGGACGAGCACAUGGCAGUGCUUCGCGCGUCGACCAACAAAUUCCUUGGCUCGGUGUUGGAGGCGGCUUCGGCCGUGCGGGAGAAGGAUCUGGCGUCGGCGAGCUCUAAUGCGGUGAAACCAACGGCAGGCAGGCGGAUUGGUGUCGCAGUCAACCGCAAGCCAACUCUCGGCGGAAUCUUCAAGUCGUCGCUCAUUGAGCUGAUGCAUACGAUCAACAACACCGAAGUGCACUACAUUCGGUGUAUCAAGCCCAACGAAGCCAAGGAGGCGUGGAAAUUCGAAGGCCCCAUGGUCUUGAGCCAGCUCCGUGCCUGCGGUGUGCUGGAGACUGUUCGCAUUAGUUGUGCGGGUUACCCUACGAGAUGGACGUACGAGGAAUUCGCACUGCGGUACUACAUGCUCGUGCCUUCAACGCAGUGGACUUCUGAGAUCAGGCAGAUGGCAAACGCAAUCUUGACAAAGGCUCUAGGCGCCAGCACGGGCAAGGGCAUGGACAAGUAUCAGCUAGGUUUGACUAAGAUCUUCUUUCGCGCCGGCAUGCUCGCGUUUCUGGAAAACCUUCGAACCAACAGGUUGAACGAAUGCGCCAUUCUGAUCCAGAAGAACCUAAAGGCCAAGUAUUACCGCAAGAGAUAUCUAGCGGCGCGCGCUGCCAUCGUUUCCUUCCAGGCCGCAGCGAGAGCUUAUCGCGCUCGCAAGCAGGCCCAAGCACUACGGACAGUCAAAGCAGCCACCACAAUUCAAAGAGUCUGGCGCGGCCAAAAGCAGAGGAAGGAAUUCCUGCGCAUCAGAAAAGACGUCAUCCUUGCCCAGGCGGCCAUGAAAGGCUUCUUGCGACGGAAGGAGAUCAUGGAGACCCGGGUUGGCAACGCCGCCGUCAUCAUCCAGAGAGCCUGGCGGUCAAGGACACAACUCCGGUCGUGGAGGGAAUACCGCAGGAAAGUGGUCAUCAUCCAGAGCCUGUGGCGUGGCAGGAGCGCCCGGAAGGAGUACAAGGUCAUCCGCGCCGAGGCACGCGAUCUCAAGCAGAUCUCGUACAAGUUGGAGAACAAGGUUGUGGAACUGACGCAGUCGCUGGGCACCAUGAAGGCGCAGAACAAGGAGCUCAAGACGCAGGUGGAGAACUACGAGGGCCAGGUGACCAUCUGGAGAAACCGACACAACGCGCUGGAGGCCCGGACGAAGGAGCUGCAGGGAGAGGCUAACCAAGCUGGCAUUGCUGCAGCCCGCCUCGAGGCAAUGGAGAACGAGAUGAAGAAGCUCCAGGCGAGCUUCGACGAGUCGGCGGCCAAUGCCAAGAGGAUGCAGGACGAGGAGCGGGGACUCCGGGACUCUCUGCGCGCCACAAGCACCGAGCUUGAGACGGCUCGCCAGGAAAGUCAGCGCCACGAGGCCGAGAAAGACUCGCUGCGCCAGCAGCUGGCAGAGCUCCAGGAGGCUCUGGAACUGGCAAGGAGAAGCGUCCCCGUCAACGGCGAGCUGGCCAAUGGCGCCACGCCCCCUCCUCCUCAACCAGCUAGCUUGAUCAACUUGGUGUCAUCUAAGAAGCCCAAGAGACGAAGCGCAGGAGCUGAGCCUCGUGAUAUGGACAGGUACUCCAAUGCCUACAAUCCUCGCCCGGUCUCGAUGGCCAUCCCAAGCCUGGGUCGCCAAGCUACGCUAUCUGGUGCGACUUUCGUCCCCGGCGUGGACAACAUUGAGAUGGAGCUCGAGGGUCUGCUUGCCGAUGAGGAGGGCCUUAACGAGGAGGUCACGUUGGGCCUCAUCCGAAAUCUGAAGAUCCCCUCCCCUGCGACCAACCCCCCGCCGUCAGACAAGGAGGUGCUCUUCCCCUCGUACCUUAUCAACCUAGUGACGUCGGAGAUGUGGAACAACGGCUUCGUCAAAGAGUCGGAGCGCUUCCUUGCCAACGUCAUGCAGUCUAUCCAGCAAGAGGUGAUGCAGCACGACGGCGAGGAGGCCAUCAACCCCGGCGCAUUCUGGCUUUCCAAUGUGCAUGAGAUGCUCUCCUUCGUCUUCCUGGCUGAGGAUUGGUACGAGGCUCAAAAGACCGACAACUACGAGUACGACCGCCUGCUGGAGAUUGUCAAGCACGAUCUCGAGAGCUUGGAGUUCAACAUCUACCAUACGUGGAUGAAGGUGCUCAAGAAGAAGCUACACAAAAUGAUCAUCCCUGCCAUUAUCGAAUCGCAGUCCCUGCCAGGCUUCGUUACGAACGAAAACAACAGGUUCCUUGGCAAGCUCCUGCAGACCAACUCAACACCCGCAUACAGCAUGGACAACCUCCUGUCCCUGCUCAACAGUGUCUUCCGUGCCAUGAAGGCCUACUACCUCGAGGACACCAUCAUCACCCAGACCAUUACCGAACUCCUCCGGCUGGUUGGCGUAACAGCGUUUAACGAUCUGCUCAUGCGCCGCAACUUCCUCUCUUGGAAGCGUGGGCUGCAGAUCAACUACAACAUCACUCGUAUUGAAGAGUGGUGCAAGAGCCACGACAUGCCUGAGGGCACUCUCCAGCUCGAACAUCUUAUGCAAGCCACCAAGCUCCUGCAACUUAAGAAGGCGACAUUGAACGACAUUGAAAUUAUCCAGGACAUUUGCUGGAUGCUCUCUCCCAACCAGAUUCAGAAGCUUCUGAACCAAUAUCUCGUUGCCGACUACGAGCAGCCCAUCAACGGCGAGAUCAUGAAGGCCGUCGCCUCCCGCGUGACGGAGAAGAGCGACGUCCUACUGCUCCAGGCUGUCGAUAUGGACGACAGCGGUCCCUAUGAAAUCGCCGAACCCAGAGUCAUCACGGCUCUAGAAACUUAUACCCCCUCAUGGCUGCAAACCCCACGACUGAAGCGUCUGGCCGAGAUUGUGUCGGCGCAAGCCAUUGCGCAGCAGGAGAAAUUUGAGUACGGAUCGCAGGGCGGCGAUUACGACAACCAGAGCAUGAACGACCUCACCGAGGUUGACGAAGGGCCCGAGUCGAUUUCGGCGAGUGCCUAG
Messenger RNA from Lasiosphaeria miniovina, 4767 nucleotides. Its product is annotated as P-loop containing nucleoside triphosphate hydrolase protein. The transcript has 7 exons. Gene Ontology annotation, cellular component: cytoplasm; vesicle; myosin complex. NCBI's taxonomy places the organism in Eukaryota, Fungi, Ascomycota, Sordariomycetes, Sordariales, Lasiosphaeriaceae. Bases 1 to 4767 code for a protein of 1588 amino acids. The record is from RefSeq and is a predicted model, not a curated record. Gene Ontology annotation, molecular function: ATP binding; actin filament binding; microfilament motor activity. Gene Ontology annotation, biological process: vesicle transport along actin filament; actin filament organization.